Zasmidium cellare ATCC 36951 is the source of this 234-nucleotide messenger RNA. RefSeq lists its product as uncharacterized. The record is from RefSeq and is a predicted model, not a curated record. Lineage: Eukaryota; Fungi; Ascomycota; Dothideomycetes; Mycosphaerellales; Mycosphaerellaceae. The transcript is spliced from 2 exons. The coding region runs from base 1 to 234 and encodes 77 amino acids.
AUGAUACAGGCAUCAAAACGAGAAGUCCGGAAAGGAGUUGCUCUGACCGACCCCAAGGCCAUUCUGCUCUCUAUCUCUAUCGUCGCUGCUGCAAUUCCGAACGGCAUAGUCAACUCGUCCGGCAUUGUGAUCAUUCGAGAGAUGAGUUUCUCAACGACAAAGAUCAAUGAGCUCGAAAUCGUUAGCGAUGCCGUGCAAAUUGUGACAAUACUCGUUGGCGGCAACGUCACAUAG